Molecule: messenger RNA, 1134 nt
Organism: Galeopterus variegatus (Sunda flying lemur)
Lineage: Eukaryota; Metazoa; Chordata; Mammalia; Dermoptera; Cynocephalidae
Product: HERV-R(b)_3p24.3 provirus ancestral Env polyprotein
Source: RefSeq, a predicted model, not a curated record
AUGGAACCUACUCCAGAAAAGUCAGGAGAAAUGAUCUUCUCCUUCCACACCAGACAGCCAAGACACAUGGACAUCAAAGUUCCACCAAAGAAUGCCUUUGAUUUGCAAGUGGCCUUACUCGCUAUGCCAGCAACCUCUCCAUGGUCCCCUCUGAUGCACUUGAUCAAGUCGACCACAAGGUAUAAUCCAGAGGGGUUUCUACAAAUACGGAAUGAAUUCAUUAGGCUAGUUCAAAGUGUGGGUUACCUUAGCCAGACUGCUCCUUUUUGUUAGGAACAAGGAAAUCAUCCCUAUGACCACUGGAUAAAUAGUAUCUUGGAAAUAGUUUGGCUAAACUCAAAACAAUGUAACCAUAUUACUGUACUAAAAGCUACUGACUGGUAUGCCACAGAUUGGGAAAGAAGGUCUGGUAUUUGUUGGCCAGCCCCAAAUGGAACUGAAUGUCUAUGUGGGAUGAAUCUAUGGCCCUGGCUACCACUUGAAUGGUUGAGAAGAUGUACUUCAGGCCUAACUUGGAUGCAAGGCUGUUGGUUCAAAACUAUACCUAAACCUGCCAAUUAGCCCCACCCAGUCCAUCAUUGGAGCCCAUCUACCUUCCACUUCUUCAUGCCCCAGCUGGGUAUAGAAGAUGUGAUCUGGCACACUGAGGCUCUCACCAAGUACACAGGCCAUGAUCUUAAUGAUACUAUAGAAAGUACCCUUCUUCUUAACUCAGAAUUGGGACUAAUAAGGAAAGCCAUUCUUCAAAACCGAAUGGCUUUAGAUGUCCUCACAGCACAAGGAGAUAUCUGUGCCAUAAUUAAGACCGAAUGCUGUGUAUAUGUAACAUAUAACUCUGGAAAUGUUUCCGUAGUUUUAGGGGAUAUGCACAAACAAGUAAAUGCUCUAUCUGCCCCCAUGUUAUCUCUAAACAAUGGGGUAUCCUCCUGAUUUGGUGGCUCCAGGAUGUCCUGGUAGAAAAAGCAUCUUAUAGUUCUUGCAAUCAUUAUAAUAAUUGGCAUUUGCUUAUGCUGCGGUAAAUAUUGUUGUUGCAAUGUCUUUUUAAGCUUACAAGACAGACUCUCACAACGAUGCAUGAAACCUGUGACUAAUGUUCUCUUUCAAUCUCAGUUCAAUCAUAGCCCUAUCACAUAA